CCCGCCUAAUGCUCGUCGCCAGUCCGCCCCCAUGGAAGGAAAGAAGAUUCCUGGCCUUCCAGAUAUUGUCGGGCGUCCCGAGCUAUCUAGAUGGUCUUCUACUCGGAACGAUGCCACCACCCCGUCCACUCUGAACGACACCAGCGGUGCGCAGCCAGGGUCCGUUCCUCAGACCCCUAGUGUUCUCGCGGAGGUUCGUAACCUUCGGAGUUUUGGUCCUUCAAGAACACUGGAAGCCAGCGGCGAGCCAGGAGAUGAAGAUAUUGACGAUGGGGGUUUGACACGGUCCCAGACCUGGCCUCCGGUCGACCCGAGCACGGCAGCCAAUUCUGAGAUUGACAUAGAUGACUUGGCGCGGUCGACUGGACAACAGGACCCUUCGCGACCGAACACGGCCGAGUCUUCGCAAGGGCAACCUGGAUGGGGAGGGAAAGAGGGAAUUGAGAAAGAGGAUAGGGGGGGGGAGUCUCAGGAUAAGACUAUUGUAUCGGAAACAGAGUAUCCUGCAGAAGAGAGUCAAAAAGAGUCAGUCCAUUCCGAGGAAGCCGCCACAGUAUUUACAACUUCCGAAGAACCCAUCACAACAUUUACUGAGAACGCUGAGGAGGCAAUUAUCCAACCUGGCUACCACAACAAUCUACCGACCGAAUCUCAAACCCAAGUACCUAUCAAAAACCCCACACCCGAGCCUAUCACCACUGAACAUCAACCAGAAUCCAUCGUCACAACAAAUCACUCACCCAAACUUUUACCGCCAUUUGAACCAUUGCCAUCUAUUGAACCGUUGGUUUCACAUACAUCUACCUCUGAAUUUCCACAGCGGUUAUCAUAUAUACCACAGCUACCUGAACCGGGGGAAACCAAACAACUACACACUGCCAUCCCCCCGUCGCCGCAGUCACAAGUGCAAGAGGUGAAAGAAACAUCGCCUGAAGCCGAGAUCCCAACAGAGGGAAUACCUACACCGGUGUACACGCCUGAAUUUGAACUCGAACCUACGCUAGAAUCCGAACUUGAAGCCGGGCCUGGACAACAAACAUCGACCAAUUCUUCAUCAGCCGAAAACCUCAACGUUUCAAUAGAAGCAGAUCCCGACUUCCAGGUCUCCGUUAGAAAGGUAUCCAACGAGUCACACCCCCGUCGGGAUAGUAUUGAAAUCAGCGUUUCGAGACCAGGCCCCUUUGUAUUGAGAGAAAGGAGGUCACGAACAAACAUUCACACACAGCCGUCGCUUGACUCGCUACUUAGUAUUGGAAGUUUUGUUGAGGAUAGUAGGGCUCCUUCUCCGGUCAUUAGCGAGACGAGAGAACGGGACUCCGUGCUUUUUAGGGACGAGUUACCCGAGAUCUGUGCGGAGGGAAGUCCUGAGAGGAGUAAGGAGGAGGCGGUAGGAAGUGCUUAUCAGAGUCUCUUUGGCGGCCCUAGUGAGAGCACUGCGACUGUCGCUGUUACUCCGAGUACUAGCGCUGGAAGGGAUAGAGCGGUUUCAGAUCCGUUUACUACUAAGGAUAUACACACCGCCGCGCCGCAAGAGAAGGAGUAUAAGAUUUCCACAAAGCCACUUGAGAAACCAUAUUAUUCGGAGAAACACGAGAAUAAUAGAAAAGAGGAAGAACAAGCUCUCGAUACACCCGCCAAACCGUUCGCUAAUAAGAAGCUCCCCACAAUCCUCGAAGUCCGAAAGGCCCCUACAGAAGUUCACCCACCAACGCCUACUCGUACCACCAGCGCCCGAGAACGCAAGUUCAUUUCAACAGAAGACCUCAUCGCUCGUCUCACCGGACAAACCACCAGCCACGAACUACGUAAGUCCCGCAGCUCCGGUUUACAGCGGAUCAAAAUCCCAGGUGAAGACCCAAUGGAUAUACUCAAGCGCGGCGAGCGCCGGAGGACCAUCUCCCCGUCGCUACGGCGGGUAGGCAGCCAAAUUGACAGCCCGCGCGCCUCUGGCGAGCACGUGAUCUUCAACGGGGAGCGGUAUGGCACUCCAGAUAAGGGGAAAGCGAGGGAUAUCACCAACUCAGAGUACUACGAAGCCUGGGGCGACAGGGAUGGCGAGCCCAAGAGUCCUACACGACCACCGAGUAUCCGCCGAAGGCAGAGCAUGCAAAUUGUGGACCUCGAGAACAGACUCCAGGCCCUAGCAACUGAGAAUACAGACCUUACGCACGACAAGGCGAAUGUCGAGAAGAGCCUUAAUGAAGCCAUCGCCCGUGGGAAGAGUGAGGCGAAAGCGUUGAACCUUGAUCUUGAGGAGAAGAAAGCAUUGUUGGAAGAGAAGGAUAGUCAGAUUGAAGAGCUGCAGAGGAAGAUCGAGUGGUAUCGGACGGAAGUCACAAGGUUAAGUCAGACGAACGAUUCCCUGAACCAGACGAAUACUGCCCUCUCGACGAGCUACAAGUUGAGCUACGCCGCGCUCAAGGCCAAGUACGAUAGGAAGCAGGAGGCCAUGCUCAAACUCUCGGACGAGCACUUGGAGCUUCAGCGCAACUUCACGGAGAUGCAGACGGGCAUGGAAUCUAUCAUCCGCACCGAGUUAUCCGAGAAGGACGCCGAACUUGAGCGCCUGCGCGUUGAACUGGAACGGGCUAGGGAGGAAGUGCGAAAGUUGCAGAACAAGCUCUCCGCGCGGCAGACAAACAAGUACGUUGACACCAAGGACAUCGCGUACUUCAACUCCUCCUGCAAGAAUAUUUUCCAGUCGGUCAAGAUCUUCUGCAAGCAGUUCUCGUCCUUCUCCACCGGGAAGAAGUGCGUUCAUGUCCAUAGGAUCACGGACGAGACUAUCAGGGAUCGGGUCGAGGCGGUCAUGUUGGACGAUAGGGGUGUCAGGAGGAUGUUGAAAGAAGAGAAGAGGAGGCCGGAGGUGUUUAUGGCCGUUGUCAUGAGAAUGGUCUGGGAGUUGGUCUUUACAAGAUAUUUGUUCGGCUUGGAGGCCGAGGAGAGAAGGAAAUUGCUCUCCCUGGAGAAGAUUCUCACUGACAUUGGUGCCCCUGCCGCCGUUCAUCAAUGGCGCGCAACAACCCUAACCCUCCUCUCCCAACGCCCAGCCUUCCCGCCAAAGCGCGAUGCAGACAUCGAGUCCGUCGUAGCCACAAUCCUAAGCCAACUCUCAACCCUCCUCCCACCCCCACAACAAUAUACCCAACUCGCCCACUCAAGCCUAACCUCUAUCAUAACCUCGGCGGUAAGCUUAGCAAUCGACAUGCGCACCCAACGCGCGGAAUACGUAAUGCUCCGCCCACCAGCGCCCACAUACGACGAGAAUGGCGACGUGAACAACACUGUCCCCUUCAUCUCCUCCCGCAUGGCGAACCGUGGCUCCGACCCCGCCACGGACGCGGAGCUGGAGGCCGAGGGCGCAACCGUGAAGGCUAUUCUCUUCCCCAUGGUUAUCCGCCGUGGCGAUGAGUACGGGGAGAGGUACGAGCGUGAGAGCGUGGUCCUGAAAAUGCAGGUACUCGUUAACCGACCGCAGUUGAGGAGUGAGAGCCGCGCGGGUGCCCGGCCCGGGAGGGAGAGCGGGGAGUUGGGCGGGUUGGGCGGAGUCAAUCGGUUGACGCCCAUUACCGAUGCUAGUCCCCGCACGACGCCCGAGAAGACCCGGAUCUCGGAGGUGACUGGGUUGCCGAAAAUCCCGGAGAGCACUAUUCGCUUGGUCAGUGAGGAUGAGGGGAAUGCUAAGAUCGAGAGGAUGCAGAGAAGGAGGACUAGUAGGAGAAGUGGGAGUGGGAGCGGGAGGGAAGCGAGUGCAUGACGCUUGAGCGUUCGCUUCUAUAGGGGGCAUUUUUUUCCCACAAUUUUUGGUCUUGCGUUUUUUUAUCUUGGUGUUUUUGUUUUGCCAUCGCGCCCUUGCUUAUUAUUGCUGCUACGUUAACUAAAAUAGCCCCACCAAAAAAAAGGAAAAAAGGAAAACCAAAAAAAAGCUUUUUCUAAAACCUAGUUUCUUUCUAUUUUGCCUUUUUCUUUUUUGUUUUCGCUUUGCUUUGCUUUUUGUUCAAGUUAUCUUAAACGUGUCGGAGUUUUUACUUGACUUUUUUAUCAAUCCCUUACUCGUUCAUCCAUUCACGUCCGCGGCUCAUGUAUGACACUAUGUAUCCUAAUAGCCGUCGCUGUCCGGUGUCCGGGCUUUUGUUUCUGGGAGUGAUAUACACCAUUUUCAUUUUUCCUAUUUUUUUUUCUUUAUUUUAGUUUUUCGUUAUAUGAUAAUUUAUAUAUAAUUCAA
Tuber melanosporum (Perigord truffle) is the source of this 4225-nucleotide messenger RNA. RefSeq lists its product as uncharacterized. The record is from RefSeq and is a predicted model, not a curated record. The transcript has 4 exons. The coding region runs from base 32 to 3757 and encodes 1241 amino acids. Lineage: Eukaryota; Fungi; Ascomycota; Pezizomycetes; Pezizales; Tuberaceae.